This is a messenger RNA of Penicillium mononematosum, 3579 nucleotides long. RefSeq names its product hybrid sensor histidine kinase/response regulator. The transcript has 7 exons. Gene Ontology annotation, molecular function: phosphorelay sensor kinase activity. Bases 1 to 3579 code for a protein of 1192 amino acids. Gene Ontology annotation, biological process: phosphorylation; phosphorelay signal transduction system. NCBI's taxonomy places the organism in Eukaryota, Fungi, Ascomycota, Eurotiomycetes, Eurotiales, Aspergillaceae. The record is from RefSeq and is a predicted model, not a curated record.
AUGGGUCAGCCCGAAACUGAUGUCGAGCGGGAGAGAAUUCGAGAUUUGUCUAAGUUUGUUCCCCGCCCUGCGAUCGCGAUCCCCACUAACACACCCCCGAUCUCGACAGAUAUUAUUGACAUACCCUCCCCCCGUCUUCCCAACGAUACCACUUUGACCGCGCUGACACAACUGGGAGUCUAUCGCUUUGGCUGUAAUCGGUCUUUCGUUUCAAUCAUCGACGGAGAAAGUCAGCACGUCAUUUCAGAGGCAACGGCCUCGAUCUCUCUUCGAAACAAAGAUCUUCAUCGCCCAGACGAUGGCAUCUUCCUGGGUGUCAAUACACUUGACUUGGAAUGGGGAGUGUGUCCCCACGCCAUUCGACUUUUCACUGGACAAGAUUCUUCCCAGGUGCUAGACACGGAGAAUAUAACAGCCAACCAGACACGCAACAUCAUUCGCGAUUUCACAAAGGAGGACUUCUACAAAGAUCGCCCGUAUGUGCUUGACUGGCCUUUCUUUCGAUUCUACGCCGAGGUGCCAUUGUACAGCCCUUCCGGGUUCGUACUAGGUUCAUAUUGUGUGGUGGACAACAAGCCACGAACCGAAUUUGGAGAUGAAGAUGUGGCUGCUCUCCGGGAGAUUGCCGACUCAAUUUCAAACCACCUUGAAAAUGCGCGGAUCGUUCAAUAUCAUCGUCGGUCAGAGAACUUGGUGAAAGGGUUGACAAACUUCGUCAAAAGUCAUUCAAAAUUUGACCCUACUGGAUCCUCCACUCAAGGUCUGAUUGAAGCAUCUGCGAAGAAGCUCAAUCCUGAAGAUUUAGGGCUAAUAGUUCAGCCAGGCGAUGUGGGGGGAACGCUUGAUUCUUUAUCCACAGAAAAGGAAAUUAGUGGCUAUGCACCCCUUGACCCAAGGUCAUCCACGAGUCUUAAUGGAAAGGAAACGACGAUAUUUUCUCAACAUAUACCUUCCGCGUCAAACUAUACUCUGCCAUCAUCUCAAACUUCGGACCGAGCCGAACCGCUUCCCUGUUCUGUAGAAGGACCCCCGGAAUCGUUAGUGCCAGACAAUGUGCCUAUCGCUGAACGCAUAGCUGCAACUUUUGCCCGUGCCAGCCUCCUACUGAAAGAAUCUUUGGACUUGGACGGUGUGGUUUUUCUUGAUGCCUACCGAAAUGACCCGCAAUUCGAACCUUCUGGACGGCAUGAUGAUUGGGAUGCCUUGCUGAAUUUUAAGACACGUUCGCCCAUCGCUUCGCACUCUGGUCCUUGGGGUCUUCCUGAUGAAAAUUCACCCAAAGACGCAAAAUACUACUGUGGUUCCUUGGGUCAGGCUAUAAGCUGCAGGUCAGCUAAAAGCAACACUGACUCCAAAUGCCAGGUCAAAGUGACCGAAGAGUUACUGCAUUCGUUGAUUACACACUUUCCAGACGGCCGCAUCUUCAACAUGGACAGCAGGAGUAACCUGGCCAGCUCCAUUGACUCUCCAAGUGGCAAUUCAGAGAUCCCUGGUCCCGAUUUUGAAAUCAUCCGGCAGAUCUCUCUUUGUAUCUCUCAACAGCUCCCUGAAGCCAAAUGUGUACUCUUCUAUCCUCUAUGGGAUUGGAGCAAAUCCCGAUGGCUUGCAGGUACACUGGCUUGGGUGAAUGGAACCCAUCGCCCUUUGGGUGUAGAGGACCUGCACUACUUCAAAGCUUUUGGAGAUUCUAUGAUCUCCGAAGUGUCUCGGAUACACUGGACCGCCAGCGAGAACUCGAAAUUCGACUUUGUAACCUCGAUCAGUCAUGAGCUCCGCUCCCCGCUUCAUGGGAUCCUCGCGAGUGCAGAAUUGCUACAUGAUAUUCCGCUUCAGCCUGCGCACCGUGAUAUGGUUAACAUGAUCUCGACAUCGGGAUUGACUUUGCUGGACACAAUAGAUCACCUGCUGGAUUACUGUAAAAUCAACAACUUGGCCACUACGCAACGUCUCAGCGAGGCCAACGCUGAAGAUUGUGGAACAAGCCUAGUGUCCAAUUUCAAUCUCGAUUCCUUGGUUGAAGAAGUCACCGUGAUACUCCAUACCAGUCGAAAGGCACCCGGGCGUGUCUCGGUCCUUGCAAGUGAAAUGGCUACUGCUAUUCCGCCCUCUCAACCCACCUCUUGUGUUACUCGAAGUGGGGAUGAAUUGUCGGUGGUAGUAAACGUUGAGCAGUCCAGCACCUGGAAUAUCCGAUCAGUUGCUGGUGCCUGGAGGAGAAUAGUCAUGAAUCUCCUCGGCAAUGCAAUGAAAUGGACGCAGACUGGCCUCAUCGAGGUAUCUUUGUCACAAGCCGCAGCUCAGACCGAAACAGAACCACAUCUUGUCCAUCUCCGCGUUACAGACACGGGCAAAGGAAUUGCACAGGACUUUCUUAGAAACUCCGCAUUCUCCCCAUUCACCCAGGAAGACGCCCUAUCAGAGGGCGUUGGGCUUGGACUCAGCGUCGUGCAUAAGCUAGUGACUUUCCUGAGUGGUCAUCUCAAAAUAACCAGCGAAAAAGGUGUUGGUACCCAGGUCGAUGUUUACAUUCCUGCAGAGCGUCCCAAGGACCAUGUCCCCGCCGAGUUAUUCGACAACGCUUCAUCGCUGGAAACUCAAAGACGCAAGGACACUCUGAAGGCAUGCCUCAUUGGGUUCAACGGCUGUCCUGACUUGACGGAGACGCCCACUGGCAUCCUAAGCCCCGAUGCGAAACGGAAGAUUUCGAUUGAGGACACUCUAUCCAAUAUUUUCAGGGUGCAGUUUGGAUGGCAUAUUGCACUGGCAGAGUCACUCGAGAAGGGAGAGGGUGACAUCGCGGUUAUCGAAGAGGCAAAGUUCAACGCUAUUUUGAAUGAUCAAUCACCCUCUACCAUGAAUGCCGGUCAUCAUUUCAAGUUCUUCAUUGUCUUGGGCAGCACGACACCCUCCCUAGGCUCCUCUCUACCUCCGAAUGCAUUCCUGAUGGCACAGCCAUAUGGACCUCGGAAGAUCCGUGAAACCGCUCAAAGAAUAAUGGAUUUACACAGGUCACAAGCUCAAAUCGGCGGCCUUGAAGCUCCAGUUACCAUUCCACCUAUAAGCCAUGAAAUUCUUCUGUCAAAACCUACCCCACAGAACAUACCGGAAAUACCAAAAGGUCUUUCACAAAAGCCUCCAGUUGAAUUGAUCAGUCCGGGUCCUCUUAUCACGGACUUGCCAAUUCGAUCGUUCAGUCAAACGAACGAUAUCCAUGUUCUCAUCGUGGAUGACAACGACAUCAACCUCCAGAUCCUGGCUACAUUCAUGCGAAAGCUUGGCUGUACUUACGACACGGCUUCUAAUGGACUGAUUGCAUUGGAACAGGUUGAAUCUUCAAGUCGAAGAUAUGACUUGAUAUUGAUGGAUUUAUCAAUGCCUAUAAUGGAUGGUCUGGUCUCCACCAGUAAGAUCCGACAACAUGAAAAAGACCAUGGUCUCCAACCCUCCCGCAUCAUGGCUGUCACAGGCGUCGCUUCGGAUACCAUGCAGCAGGCGGCGGUGACCGCAGGUGUCGACGACUAUCUAGUCAAACCUCUUUCUCUCCGUAAACUGAAGAAGCUCAUGGAACCUACACCCUAA